AUGAAGGACACAAAUAAUAGGAAGCCGUCAUCAACAACACAAAUGGCAGGCUCAGCCUCAGCCUCAGCCUCAGCCUCGGGCAUGGACAGAAAUGCAGAGGAAACCAUGCGCCUUGCCAUUGCCCGCUUCCGUAGUAGAAUGGCUGCUGCAAACCAAAAGUUUCUUCAGGACCGCCUCAAAGAAAUUGAAGGAAAAGGUCUAGCUACUGAAGAAGAAAAGCGCGUCCAGCUCCGCCAGUACAAAUAUAUGGACGAUGUCAAGUGGGAUGACGAAGACCCUGAGACGUGUGGAAGCGGCAGCAUAAUCCAGAUUCCACCGCAGACACCAGUCAAAGACCUGAAUAUCCCUGCUAUUCUCAACGCCCUGCCCUCACAUGAACCGGCGGACGGUGUAAAGCCUCCCCUGCUACGCUCAAAUCAGUGGCGACAGAUGUACCUCGACACAGUUCAACGCAUGUGCCAGCAGCAGGUAGACGCGAUCGUUGCCGAUGACGACGAGGAUCGUGGCGUCGCGUGCACGUGGCACAAAGAUCAUAGGCCGAUGACUAUCCCACCAUGCGACGAGUUGGCUCUGUUCCUCAAGUAUGCUCAGGGGGUGGCGGAUGUUGACUUCCGCCUCUCGGGCAUUGCGCCGUUCACACCGGCUUGGUCGAUCGGGGUCAAGGACGAGGAACUGGAGGGGCUUGAUGAAAGACAGAGGCGCGACAAAUUGGCAGAUCCGGGGCUAUUGAAGCGCGAGCAAGCGCAAUUGCAACGGCUGUUAGAAUAUAAGUUGGACGAUAAGACUCUGCGAGCGUUUAUCGACGAAGACCUGGAUAUCAGGGCUGGCUUUAUUGCCGAUAUUGGAUUUCAUAUGUGGCACGCAUGCCCAGCGUGGUAUAGUGCGUAUGUGUACUGUCGGCUGAUGACGGAUGACGAGGAUGAGAACAAGCACAAGGAUGAAGACAUCCAGGAUGCUGCCAAUAUCAGGGAGUGGGGGUGGCGGGUGGUUUUCUUUAAGGCUGAGGUUGACAAUCCUACACCUCUGUACGGCCGUAAGGCACGCUUUGAUUCUAUUCCAGAAUUCUUGGAUUGGUACGCCAGCUGGCUGGAUCAUCUAGAUGCACGGGCCCUGCUUUCUCUGCGCCGUCACGCUGUAGCCUGUGAAACGGACUGCGAGUCUGACUGUGAAGAUCAUUAG
Messenger RNA from Penicillium crustosum, 1179 nucleotides. RefSeq lists its product as uncharacterized. Bases 1 to 1179 code for a protein of 392 amino acids. The transcript has a single exon. The record is from RefSeq and is a predicted model, not a curated record. NCBI's taxonomy places the organism in Eukaryota, Fungi, Ascomycota, Eurotiomycetes, Eurotiales, Aspergillaceae.